Molecule: messenger RNA, 2894 nt
Organism: Lingula anatina
Lineage: Eukaryota; Metazoa; Brachiopoda; Lingulata; Lingulida; Lingulidae
Product: copine-3
Biological process (GO): cellular response to calcium ion
Cellular component (GO): plasma membrane
Molecular function (GO): calcium-dependent phospholipid binding
Source: RefSeq, a predicted model, not a curated record
UUUGGGGAACCAUCAACAGAAGAAGUUUAUAUUUUAGGGCGGAAAUAAGCAACGAUAAUCGCACCAACCUUAGCAAUAAGGAUAACGAGCAGCUUUAUGCGCCUUUGAUUCCACAGAGCACCACACGAUGGCCCAGCCACCCUCAGCACUGUGUGUCACCAAAGUGGAAAUACGUGUGGAAUGCAGAGACUUGAGAAAGGCGGAUGUCACCUCAAAGUCUGAUCCUUUAUGUGCUCUGUAUAUGCAACAACAAGGAAAAUGGUUUGAGGUUGGAAGAACAGAAAAGAUAAAGAAUGAUCAGAAUCCAAAAUUUACAAAAACCUUUCAAGUUGAUUACUUUUUUGAAGAAGUACAGAAAUUGAAGUUCAUGAUAUAUGAUGUAGAUAACGAAACAUCUACCUUGAAUGAUGAUGAUUUUCUUGGACAGCUAGAAACUACUCUGGGAGAGGUUGUUUCUGGGAAUCCAAUGACCAAACCUUUGUCUCUGUGGGAAAAAAUACCAAUUAAAAGUCAAAUUAUUAUCAGAGCCGAGGAAAUUCAGAGCAAUAAUGAAAUGAUCAAUUUAUCUUUCAAGGCUGAAAAACUUGAUAAAAAGGACUUCUUGGGCAAGUCAGAUCCUUUUUUGGAGAUCAGUCGUCUUGGUCGGGAUAACCAGUGGCAGCCUGUCCACAGAACAGAGGUUAGAAAGAACACCCUGAAUCCCACGUGGAAACCUUUUAAACUGAAUCUGAACACCCUGUGUUUCAAUCAACCAAAAUUGCAGAUCAAGAUUGACUGUUAUGACCAUGAUGAUGAUGGUAGCCAUGAUCUGAUUGGUGGAUUUACCACGACCUUGACUGAACUCCUGAAGGCUGAGACUAGUCAGGUUGAGUGGCCAGCAAUCAAUCCAAAGAAACAAGCUAAGAAGAAGAACUACCAUAACUCCGGGCUUAUCUAUCUCACAGAAGCUAAGAUAACCAAAGAAUACUCCUUUCUGGAUUAUGUGUUUGGAGGGAUGCAGAUCAAUUUUACGGUUGGGGUUGAUUUCACUGCAUCAAACGGAGACCCUAAGAAUGCGUCCUCUCUUCACUAUAUUAACCCAUACCAGCCUAAUGAGUACAUGCAGGCUAUUUCUACCGUAGGGGCAGUGGUACAAGACUAUGAUAGUGAUAAAAUGUUUCCAGCUUUAGGAUUUGGUGCGAAAAUUCCUCCAGAAUAUCAGGUCUCCCAUGAGUUUGCCCUCAAUUUCAAUCUCCAGAAUCCUUUCUGUGCAGGUGUCCAUGGCAUCAUAGAGGCUUACAAGAAUUGUAUUGGUCAAGUCCAGUUAUACGGUCCCACCAACAUAGCCCCUGUGAUCUACCAUGUGGCCAACUUUGCCCUAGCAGCACACCAGCAGGGUGGAGCCAAGAGUUACUUUGUUCUUCUCCUGAUCACUGAUGGAGUGGUCACUGAUCUUGACCAGACACGAGAGGCCAUCGUGUACGCAUCCGGACUUCCAAUGUCAAUCAUCAUCGUCGGGGUUGGUGCCGCAGAUUUCUCCGCUAUGAACUUUCUCGAUGGAGAUGAUGGAGUUUUACGCUCUGCUCGCGGGGAGCCUGUACGAAGAGAUAUUGUGCAGUUUGUGCCUUUCAGGAGGUUUCAACAGAACCCAAUAGAACUGGCCAAACAAGUUCUGGCAGAGGUGCCCUCACAAGUGACCAAUCACUUCUCCAUGAUGGAACUGGCGCCUGGUCAGCGACAGUAAAAUUGUAAGAACAUGCUCUGUGUUAUGGACUGAAAACUGUUUAUUGUUGAUGGCAAAAUAUUGAGAUGAAUCUUUGUCAUCAAAUUAAGUCACCAAGUGCAAUGAACUAGAGUUUUUUUUUUCUGCUUGUAUGUAAACCAAGAAUAUUUUAUCAAUGAAGGUUUCUGUUGUAAUUGCCAAACUUGAGUUGUGUUAUCAUAAAUUAAUGAGGAAUAAUGUGUAAAUAAGAACAGAUUUUUUAAUUGAAAUUUCAGUAAUUUUAGUGAAAAAAUUUACUUUGCCAAAAUCUAUCAACCUUUUCAAACAUCUUUAGUUGAAGAAAUAUGAAAUUAUCAAUAUCAAAUCUGUUUGGUGUGAUUUUUCAUCCACCUGAUAUGUUAUAUAUUUCUAUAUUUGCUAUAUUUCACAAAAUUUAGGCCACCAGCGUGGAUAUUACAAACUUAAAUUAAAAUAUAGUUUUAAUAACUUUGCUGUUUUGAUGGCAAAAUAUUGAGAUGGAUCUUUGUCAGCACAUUCAGUACCCAAGUGCAAUGAACUAUUGUUUUUUUUCCUGCUUAUAUGUUAACCAAGAAUAUUUUAUCAAUGUAGGUUUGAAUUGUAAUUGUCAAACUUGAGCUGUUAUCAUAAAUUAAUAAGGAAUAAUGUGUAAAUAAGAACAGAUUUUUUAAUUGAAAUUUCAGUAAUUUUAGUUAAAAAAAUUAAUUUGCCAAAAUCUGUCAACUAUUUCAUAAUUGUUUAGUUGAAGAAAUGUGAAUAUCAAAUCUGUUUGGUGUGAUUAUUCAUCCACCUGAUAUGUAUAUAUUUCUAUAUUUGUUUUAAGAAAGUGUGAUGAAUAAAAAGAUGCAAUAACCAUUGCCAGUGCAUACAGUUUUGCCAGUUUUUUUAAUGCAACACAAUAGCAAUAGUAACACUUUAUUUCACAAAAUUUAGGCCACCAUUUUGUAUAUUACAAUUAUUAAUUUUAAUGUUUUUUUUUCAAUAAUCAUGCUGUGUUUUGUCUGGUCAAAGUACAGGAUAGAGACCUUGCUUUGCAUUUUAAUAAACGUAUGCCAUGGGUUUAAGGGUGGCAACAUAAGUUUUUGCAGUAUUUAAAACUAUUUGCUUUUUUUUCUGCUUCGAUUACAUCGUUAGUCAUGUAGUUCUUUUAUUUAUAUACAUGUAGUGGUGUACA